Messenger RNA from Penicillium atrosanguineum, 804 nucleotides. RefSeq lists its product as uncharacterized. Gene Ontology annotation, molecular function: protein heterodimerization activity; chromatin DNA binding. The transcript is spliced from 3 exons. Bases 1 to 804 code for a protein of 267 amino acids. Gene Ontology annotation, cellular component: CHRAC; epsilon DNA polymerase complex. Gene Ontology annotation, biological process: DNA damage response; leading strand elongation; heterochromatin formation. The record is from RefSeq and is a predicted model, not a curated record. NCBI's taxonomy places the organism in Eukaryota, Fungi, Ascomycota, Eurotiomycetes, Eurotiales, Aspergillaceae.
AUGCCUCCGCGCAAGUCCACGGCGUCAAUGACGCCCGCCGAGGAAGGCGACUCCCUGCAAAUGUCACCACAGCAGACGACCGACAAGCCCAUCACAGCGACAGAGCAGCAGAUCAAGGCACGGGCAGAGGCCGGCGUAAGCGUCGAUGACUACCUUCUCCCUCGCUCCCUGACAAUCCGCCUCGCUAAAGCGGUGCUCCCGCCCAAUACGACUAUCCAAAAGGACGCUGUGCUCGCUAUCCAGAAGGCAGCCACCGUCUUCAUCUCUUACCUCUCAUCGCACGCCAACGACGCAACCCUAAAACGCACCGUCGCCCCAACAGAUGUAUUCAGCGCGCUCACAGAACUCGAAUUCGACUCCUUCCGCGCCCGCCUCGAGCAAGAACUCGAAGCAUUCACUGAGAUCAAAGCCGGCAAGCGCAAGGUCAAGAAAUCCGACGUCAAUGGCGACGCCCCCGCUGGUGCUGCGAAGGGCGAUGACGAAGAUGUCGAGAUGACGGAGAACCCCGCGAAGAAGGUGAAGCGGGAUGAUAAUGUUGAGGUUGUUAUUGGAGGAGACGGUCGAGAUGGAGAUGGAGAUGGAGAUGGAGAUGAAACGCAGGAGGAGGAACUUGAGGAAGAAGAGGGUGAGGAAGAGGGUGAGGAGGAGGAUGAGGAGGAAGAGGAGGAGAAGAGGGUUGAGGAUGAUAUUGAUCGGGUUGAGGAUUUGGAUGGAGGGUCUAGGCCUAUGGAUCCGGACGCUGAUGAGACGGAUGAUGAGGAUGGUCCGGGUAGUCAGUUGCAUAAUGAUCUUGGGUUGGGUUAA